ACACUAUGCCCCCAUGGGGAAGACCGCCAGGGGAACGAGGGGCAGGUAGUGUGGGGAAAUAUCUAGAGGAGGAGGAACAGGUGCAUAGGUUUCAGGAGUUGGACAGUGAUGACGAAAAGAACGGCGUUUUGUUAGAUUCGGGGUUUCCCAAGGUUUCAAAUGGCAAGCAGGAUUUCAAUCCAGAUGCAUUAUAUUUCAACGACACGGACAUAAGAGCUUGGGAACAGAGGACAGCUGACAUUGACGGGCUGGCGUAUGGCGAUGAUUACGGCCUUCAAGAGGACGAGGGUUAUUACGAUGAUGGUGCUGAUAUCACUAUGACUGUAAGUGAGUACGAGGAGCUUCUCUUUCAGAGGGUUCUGGACAAGGUGCGACUCGCCAGAGCGACUGGGGAGGCAGACGUACAACUUUCAUCAGAAGAGCUAGAGGCCUAUCAAUCCAGGAUGUGGCGUUCGAGGGGGCCUGCAGCGCCGUCUCAAGCACCUCGGUCUAGACCUGGAACCGCUCAUGCGGCAGGAACUGCUGCUUCUUCUUCUGGCAACCCAAGUUCUUCACGAUCCAAGAAGAAGGACAAGCGUUCGUCGCUUUUUGGUGGCAAAUCUAAAGAAAAGAAGCCCAGCAACCGCUCUCGUGCUGCUUCGAAUGCCACAAACGUUUCCGAUGCGGCAAACCAACCACUUCCGCCAGGAUUCGUAGUCCCAGGGCCGAACGGACAGCCAACAUUUACGCCUAUCAACGGGCAUCAAGGUCGAACCGCCAGGGACGCCCCCAGACGCCCCUCCGGCUCACCGAGAAGUUCCCGUUCCGCUUCUAUGAGCAGUGACUUGCCCCCUCUCAAGGAAGGUCAUGUAUCUCAUUCGCGAGGAUUGGGAUUGGGCCUAGGCUUACGCCUUGCUCAAACUCCAACACGCACAAGGGACAUACCUGGGGCUUUUCCAGGCUCACCCGUAAGUUACAUUGCAGAGAGUCCUGUCCUUGCUGCUCGACCUUCUUCGUCCUCUUCCCGACACUCAGCACACGAUCGGUCCGAACGGCGUCAAUCUACAAGUAGCCAUCAUGGGCAGCUAUCUCCGCUAUCUCCUGUUCAACCAGCACCCAAACUCGUUCCCUUUCCAACGCCCGAAUAUCAGCACUUCACGCCCGAGCCUUUCCAAUACCAGGUUGCAGGUCAGCUGGCUACAUCUUCUGCCUCUUCGGUUGCUUCCCAGCCUCAGUACGGGCGCAAGGUCGCAUCCAGUCCUACGGAGAGCGUGCAGAUGAGCAUGCCGCGCCGCGUUCCGGUUCCAUCCCAGCAGGCUCAGCGCACAACUGGCUCACAACCGGAUGUUCAACAUAGCUAUUCAGACCCUGUACUCACACAGCGCAAUACAAGGGCUGGUGGGAGUGACGAUGAGGGGGAGGCCAGGACGCCCAAGAAGUCGAGCGGGAAGAGAAAGGGAGGGAAAAGCAAAAAGAGGAACAACUAGUUUCCUGUCGGUGGGGCGAAUGUCUACUGUCUGCGUCAUGUGUGCUACUGUCUCUGGGAUUGUCUAAUGUGUCUCUGGUCCUACUUGC
Periconia digitata is the source of this 1554-nucleotide messenger RNA. The record is from the annotation of a GenBank genome assembly. Lineage: Eukaryota; Fungi; Ascomycota; Dothideomycetes; Pleosporales; Periconiaceae.